AGUUCAAAACUGUGGGCUUCUCACUGUGAGGUCCAUAGCAGUCUUAGUGUAAAGAAGCAACCAUGAAACUGUUUGUGCUGUUGCUCCUUCUGGCAUCAACUCAUUCCUUCCCUACAGAACCCACCUUUCCUGAACAUCAGACAGAGAGCCGCUUUCGCUUUGCUGCUCUGGAUGAAGUUCGGCUUUUGGCAAAUGGCCUCCUACAGCUGGGCCAAAGCCUGAGGGACUUUGUGCAGAAUACCAAGAGUCAAAUCAAGGAUAUUUUCCAAAAGCUCAAUAUCUUUGACAAGUCCUUCUACCAACUUUCUGUGCUGGCCAGUGAGAUCAAGGAGGAGGAGAAGGAACUGAAGAAGACCACCGUGAUGUUAAAGGCAAAUAAUGAGGAAAUAAAGAGUCUGUCACUGGAGAUCAACUCCAAAGUGGAAGAUAUCAUAAAAGAGAGGAAGCAUCUGAGGAGGCAGGUGGGCGGCUUGGAGGAGAAGUUAAGCGGUCUGUCCCAGAGUUUGCUCUCAGCUGAGCAGGUGGCUGAAAUCUCCACGCUCAAGGAGAUAAUCCUGGCCCAAGAAAAGAGCAUCACUGAUCUGCUGAAGGCUGUGAAGGAACAGACCGAGCAGCUCAACAACCAAAGGACCAAAAUCAAGGGCCUGGAAAAUAAAUUCAACUCUGCACAUAUCCAGGAAACGGAUGAAAAUUCGGACAGGAAUCACCAAAGCAACAGCCUCUCAGGAUAUCUACCAUACUUCACAUCUGAUGGGAGCUUCUCAAGCGAUCUUCCAAAAGACUGUGGUGAUGUCUUCAGCCGAGGACAGAAAUCCAGCGGCCUGUAUGCCAUUAAACCUCACGAGUCACAACCGUUUCUUGUGAAAUGUGAGUUCACUGAGGAGGGAGUGUUCACUGUCAUCCAGCACAGACAUGAUGGCUCUGUGGACUUCGACCAGUCCUGGGAGAAGUAUGAGGACGGAUUUGGGGACUUCAGCAGUGAGUUCUGGCUGGGGCUAAAGAAGAUCUAUGCUGUUGCCCAUCAGGGACACUCGCUCCUGCAUGUCCAGAUUGAGGACUGGAGGAAGGAGAAACAUUUCAUGCUUUAUCAGUAUAUCCUGGAGGACGGCGCCUUCAACUACACCAUCCAUCUGAAGCUGCAGACCGGUGAAUCCAGCUCUGCUCUGGAUGAACACAUUGGCUACAGGUUCUCCACUAAAGACCACAAUGAUGGAAACAAUGAUGAUCCAAACUGUGCCCAAGACUACACAGGUGGGUGGUGGUUUAGUUUUUGCGGCGACAUUAACCUGAAUGGCAAGUGUAUUCAGAGCAGACCUCGUAAAAAGGGAACCCACUGGAAACCUGGCAGGGGAACCACCAGCUUCAAGGCCUCAAAAAUCUCCAUUCGUCAUCUCACAAAGCCACAAACCCCUUAAUAUCAACAGCAUGAGCAGAAGCACAUAUGAUUGCAUUCAUGCUGAGCAAUUGCAUCUUGGUUUUUACAAAGUAACCGUUUAAUGGACAUGAAAAAGUUCCCAUUGAGUAUGAACCUAUCAAUAUGAUGCAGUAAAAAAAGUAAAAAUGAGACAUUUACAUUGUGAUUAGUCCAGUGAGCUCCACGUGAUUCAGUUUCUCCACCAGUCAUCUUAAUUACAUUGUUAUGAGCCCAACCAGGAAACCUCACAUUUAACCUUCUGAGAGCCACUUUCAGCCAUGUGUUUAAAUGAGUCACACUGACCUCAAGAUGUCAUGUGCACAGUUGUACAGCUUUUGUUAUUUGUUAUUUUGGCACUACUUCCAACACACACACAUAUACAGUAUAUAUAUACUGUAUUUUCAUUAUUUUGUUAACAUUAAAUUAUAAAUUCUAUUUCAUUUAAACAUGUAUUUAAAAUUAUCAGAUGGCUUAUAAUUUGCUGAAUUUCUAACAAGUAAUAAAUGG
Messenger RNA from Cyprinus carpio (common carp), 1921 nucleotides. RefSeq names its product angiopoietin-related protein 3-like. The record is from RefSeq and is a predicted model, not a curated record. Gene Ontology annotation, biological process: phospholipid catabolic process; cholesterol homeostasis; triglyceride homeostasis. NCBI's taxonomy places the organism in Eukaryota, Metazoa, Chordata, Actinopteri, Cypriniformes, Cyprinidae.